Molecule: messenger RNA, 3422 nt
Organism: Dermacentor andersoni
Lineage: Eukaryota; Metazoa; Arthropoda; Arachnida; Ixodida; Ixodidae
Source: RefSeq, a predicted model, not a curated record
GCUGGCUCGAGCUGGCACGGCUCUAUUUCAGAGCUUAGAGAGCUCGGCAAGCGUUAAACAUCUGCAGCUAUGGCAGGAAAACACAUCCGUUAAAAGCUCCAAUAUCAAUUUCGCCGCCAGUCAAGCUUCGGCUGUCUGCACAAGUGGGGAAUAAGGUUUUUCUAUAUAGUGCGAACAUGUUGGCGUUAGUGGUGCCACUUCUUUUGUGUGCUUGCUGCCUCGCCGAAGAAUCUGGUUUUACUCUGACCGUGUUGCACACAAAUGACGUGCACGCGCAUAUUGAAGAAAGCACUAAGUACGGUGCUAUGUGCAGCGACGAAGAUAAGAAAAACAAGAGCUGCGUUGGAGGCGUUGCUAGGAUCAAGGCAAAGGUCACAGAAUUGAAGAAACAAUAUCCAGGAGCCUUAUUUAUGAAUGCCGGUGACUUCUUCCAAGGAACCGCAUGGUACACUGUGCUGAAGGAAAAAAUUAUAUCGGCCGUCAUGUCCGACAUGGAUUACGAUUGCGUGUGCCUUGGGAACCACGAGUUCGACGAUGGUCCAGAAGCGCUCGCGCUGUUUCUUGAAGCCAUGAAAAAGGCUAACGUGACAGUCGUAAGCACGAAUACUGACUUUUCGAAGGAGCCGGCUUUACGAAAUAUCAGUCUUCCGAAAUCAUUGACGAUCAAGGUGAACGGCGUAUCUGUGGGCAUUGUCGGUGCAGUACUUCCCGAAACUCGAUUUCUGUCGAAUACUGGUAAAGUGGAGUUUCAAGAUGAAAUUACGAGCAUUAAACGAGAAGUAGAAAAGCUCGAGAAGGACGGUGUAAAAGUGUUUGUGGCAAUUACGCACUCAGGAUACCCACGAGACAUCGAAAUCGUGAAGCAAGUGAAGCACUUGGAUCUGCUCGUCGGUGGACACACAAACACGUUUCUGUACCAUGCACCGCUAUGGAAUAAGUCGACCUGUUUAGUGCUUGCCAGAUUCUUCGCAAAUUGGUUGAAUAUAUUCGGCCGCUUCCUGAACACAGCACCGAAAUGUUUAAUUACAGGUGAAGGCUUUCCCAAGGAAAACGUUCCAGAAGGAGACUACCCUACCAUGGUGAACAGAAGUGACGGUAGCAGAGGUCUUGUUGUGCAAGAUUACUGGUUCGGAAAGUUUCUAGGCUUUUUGCAGGUCUACUUUGACAAUGAAGGACAAAUUGUGAACUGGACAGGAAACCCUAUCCUGUUAAACAACUCAGUGGAAGAAGACCGAGGUAUGCUGGACCUCAUAGAAUGCUACAAGGACAACGUGACGAGAGCCAUCAAUGAGGUCAUCGGCCGCUCGAAGGUGGAGCUAGAGCAAGCGGACAGUAUAUGCCGGCUACGCGAGUGUAACCUUGGGAACUUGAUAGCGGACGGCCUGUUCGCCUACUACGCGGACAAGGAAAGCAGCGAGCCCGACUUCUGGUCUGACGUCAACGGCGCCAUAUUGAACGGAGGCGCUGUGCGCACGCCCAUCCCUCAAGGUGGUAUAACGAUGGGCCAUAUAUUGGCUACAAUGCCUUUCGGCAUGUCGGUCGUCAUCAUGACACUCAAUGGCUCCGAGCUACGAAGCAUGUUUGAGUACUCAGUCUCUGAGUACAGUUACAAAGAGAAGCAGGGCCGAUUUUUGCAAGUAUCGGGUAUUCGUGUGACUUAUAACGUGGCGUAUCCUCGUAACUGUCGCGUCAUAUCACUACAAGUCCUGUGCAGAAGGUGCAAGGUGCCGCGACAUGAGGAAGUAAGUGACACCGGGGUCUGCCGAAUUGUCACCACCGACUACAUUACGAGAGGAGGGGAUGUCUAUAACAAAGCAACGAAUGCCACAAGCGGAGGUCCUGCAGAUUACUCAGUUCUUGUGAACCAUGUCAGGAAGAUGACGCCGGUGAAGUCGGCUAUUGAGGGACGCAUAACAAUUUUCAACGGAUCUGAACGUGCAACAAUUCCAGGCGACUCUGUCACCAACCCAUCGCUCAGGAGGAAAGAGACACUAUCUGCAAGGCUGCUUUCACGUCCCAUAGAAAAAAUAAGAGCAUUUUUUUCGCUUAAAGGGGUGGAGACAUGAAAAUUUUCGUUCAUGCGUUCUUUGAUUCAAGCGUUGCGUACUGCUUCUGGAAGCACGAUACUCACCGCGGGAUUCAUAUAUAUCCGAUAAAUAACUUAAUAAUAGCAUUAUUAUACCGAGCGAUUUCGGUUUCGGUUCCUGGGCUCCGGGUGAUGCUAUGACGUAGUAGGAGAGGAAACACAACACGGCUUGGUCACAGGGGUCACAAAAAUAGUGACGUAAAACUAUGCUGCGUCGUCUGCUCGCGCAUACGUGUGCUCUGCCAGCAGAGGUAAACAAGUGGCGACUCGAAGUGCAUGUCGCGAUUAUUAUACUUAUUGCGAAGAGCGACAAGAACGGUAAGAAAAUAUUGCGGCUUGUGAAAGUCGGUGAUUCAUUCCGAAGCGCCGUCAGCUUUAGCUUUGAAAUGAACCGGAAAAGGCCUAGCGACGAUAGCGGCGCCGCCGAAAGAUAGCGGCAGUGAGGCUGCCGUCGGUGCCCGAGUGGCCACUCCUCGGUCGCUGAUUGUCCACUUCGCCGUGCGGCUGCCGCACAAAUGGGUCCCGGUCCCAUCCUCUCUAUACGGCAAGGAAUUCUCGCCGUUCGCGAUCAAAACCGCCGUCGUACGGCGGCCCGCGAACGGCAAACGGCGUGCGGCGAAUUGCCGUGCCGGUAACGUGGACGGGCCUUUACACGUUGGGAAACACGAAGCGAACGAGAGACCGCUCCGAGCAGCCGAACUAUGCGACUCUCAGAUACUGCGUCCACUUUUCUCCGCUACAGCGCUGUGCAUGUCUCGGUUAGUCAGGGGCCAGGGUUAGCUCGCUUACAGUGUUCUAGAAGCUUGUAGCAUAGAGAAAGGAUUUCUAUAUGCCUGUAGCUCGGUCAUAGCGGAGGAUAUGCUCGAUCGCUCGGUUCAGCAGGCUCCCUAAUCGGCAUUUCAUCGCUACUCAUCAUACGUCACGUUUCUGUGCUAGUGUGCGAUAAAGUCAAUAUUUUCGUUCCUCCGUUGUCACGUCAUAGCAGCCGCGCUAGCGAUGGGUCUCGACCACGAGAACGAGCUUUUAAUGACUUUUUGGAGCUGAAUUAAAAUUAUUUUCAAGUGUUUGCAGCGUUCAAUACCUCGUUGUGGGUGUCCUCGCAUACAAAAGCAGCCUAUACAACAGGCUUUUUAUAGCCUCAAUAUUUGGUGUCUCAACUCCUUUAAUAGUGCGUUUAUUAGAAAGAAACAAGGAACUUCUCGACAGAUAAAUAUUUAAUCGGUGCGAAACAUAUACAUGUAUAGCAUCACCCAUUGCAUUCUUUAACUCAGGAAACGCAGUUCUUUAAAAUGGGUUAGAUAUUAUUAACUCAAUUUUAAAAUAUUGAGAGGAUUGA